Molecule: messenger RNA, 2083 nt
Organism: Hibiscus syriacus
Lineage: Eukaryota; Viridiplantae; Streptophyta; Magnoliopsida; Malvales; Malvaceae
Product: ATP-dependent DNA helicase Q-like 1
Exons: 10
Coding region: 61-1902 (613 amino acids)
Biological process (GO): double-strand break repair via homologous recombination
Cellular component (GO): nucleus; chromosome; cytoplasm
Molecular function (GO): ATP binding; 3'-5' DNA helicase activity; nucleic acid binding
Source: RefSeq, a predicted model, not a curated record
CUUCUUCAAUUAAAAAACAAAACAAAAAUCUCCCAAAAUUCAUCGCUCGUCAACCCAGAAAUGGACGGUCACGAUUUUGAGAUGGAAAAAGCUCGGUUGAUAAGUUUGGCUCUCGAGUUCGGCUUUGACGAACGAUCGGCAAAGAGGAGCUUAGAUCGUUUGAUAUCUCUCUAUGGUGAUGAUGGGCGAGAUUUCAUUACCGUGGAGCAUUGUGGAGAUGAUUUUCUGGUGGCGUUGGCUGAAACAAUGGAAGAUAGUGAGGAUUGGGAUGAUGAUUUACAGGUUGUGGAAUCAGAAGCUUGUGGAGCUUUGAACAAUUUGCUUGACAAAAAUGUCCUUGCCAAUACUAAAUGUAACAGUAGUACCAAUGUGGGAAACUGCAUCAACAUCGUAGAUGACUCACCUAAACGAAGAAAGCAAACAAAUUUGAUGGAGUUGGAUUCUUCCGGUGACGAUAAGAACUUGGACGCAUGGAUUUCAAAGAAAAAGGGUUUUCCCACCCUCUCUUCACGUCAGGAUCAAAGCAGUCGUUUGGGCUCGAAGAGCAGUGUGGUUGAAGGUUCAUUUUCAUCAAUUUCUGGUCAAAAGGAGUUCUUCAGCAAGUCAAUGGGUGGGAAUGGGACUCUAAGUUAUGAUGAAUUGCAGGCUCUGGAUGAUGUUGAAUUAGCAAAUGUAGUUAUCUUUGGUAACAGAUCAUUUCGACCAUUGCAGCGUCAGGCUUGUAAAGCAUCUCUGGCAAAACAAGAUUGCUUCAUUCUCAUGCCCACCGGGGGUGGUAAAAGUCUAUGUUAUCAGCUUCCAGCGACUUUAAAGCCUGGUGUUACAGUGGUCAUCUCUCCUUUGCUAUCUCUAAUUCAGGAUCAAAUAGUUACACUGAACCUUAAAUUUGGAAUACCCGCUACAUUUUUGAAUUCUCAACAAACUGCUUCUCAAGCAGCGGCUGUCCUGCAUGAGCUAAGCAAAGAUAAUCCAUCAUGCAAGCUUUUAUAUGUGACUCCAGAAAGGGUUGUCGGAAACCAGUCAUUUCUUGAGGUAUUGAAAUGUUUGCAUAGAAAGGGAAAAUUGGCAGGUUUUGCCGUUGACGAAGCACAUUGUGUGAGCCAAUGGGGUCAUGAUUUUCGUCCAGACUACAGAGGACUAGGAUGUCUUAAGCAGCAUUUUCCUAAUUUACCAGUGACGGCAUUGACUGCAACAGCCACCCAUUCAGUUCGUGAGGAUAUUCUUAAAGCUCUGAGAAUUUCCAAUGCUUUAGUCCUCAAGACAAGCUUUGAUAGACCCAAUUUGAAGUACGAGGUGAUUGGGAAGGCUAAGGAUUCAUUAAAACAACUCGGUCAGCUUCUGCAAGAUCGUUUUAAGAAUCAGUGUGGAAUUGUAUACUGCCUUUCAAAAAAUGAAUGUGCCGAGGUCUCAAAUUUUCUGAAUGAUAAGUGCAAGAUUAAAACAGUGUAUUACCAUGCUGGUUUGGCUUCUCAACAAAGAGUAACUGUUCAGAAGAAAUGGUUUGAUGGAGAGGUCCAGAUUGUAUGCGCAACUAUUGCUUUCGGGAUGGGAAUCGACAAGCCAGAUGUUCGAUUCGUCAUCCACAAUACAAUGUCCAAAUCAAUUGAAAGUUAUUAUCAAGAGUCUGGGAGGGCUGGAAGAGAUAAUGGCAGUGCUGUAUGCAUUGCUUUAUACCAGAAGAAGGAUUUCAGUCGAGUUGUAUGCAUGUUACGAAACGGACAAGGUUGCAAGAGCCAAAGCUUUAAAACAUCCAUGGCUCAAGCUCAGAAAAUGCGAGAGUACUGUGAACUUAAGGAUGAAUGCCGGAGAAAAAUCUUACUCGAACACUUUGGAGAGUCUUUUGACAGAAAAGGUUGUAAAAAUGGUUCGAACCCGUGUGAUAAUUGCCUCAGGACUUCCUAAUCACCGUAGGUAUGAAUGUUAGUGUACGUUGCAGCUAAUCACCAAACCCGAUUUUGAUGUAACGAGGGCAUGAUGAUAAAGAGUGGGGGGACGACGAAGGCGAAUAUCGAUCAAGUACUUCUUUUCGAAUUUUGUCUCCUUACCUUUCAGUUUUUUUAUGAAGAAAUGAUCUUUUAGUGUC